Triticum dicoccoides is the source of this 1356-nucleotide messenger RNA. RefSeq lists its product as uncharacterized. The record is from RefSeq and is a predicted model, not a curated record. The transcript has a single exon. Lineage: Eukaryota; Viridiplantae; Streptophyta; Magnoliopsida; Poales; Poaceae. The annotation marks the transcript as partial.
GAAGAAGAAGACGGUCGCGAACAACUCGUGGUGGCAAUGGCAGCAACCGAUCAUUCUGUUUUACGAGGGGCAUUUUUCGAGCCCCGUAGGCCAGAGGACAAUGUUAGGCUGAACCUAGCUAAAUGGAUAAACAAUGUUGCACAACGCAACACUACUGCGGUGAAACCAAUACCAUCCAUCGCAAUUGUGGCACCGGAUGAGCAAGAAACCAGUGCUAUUGCAGCUGAAGCAUCGGCUUUAUGGGAAGAACAUCAUGGCACCCGCAGUGUCGCCUUGAUCGACAUACCCGCAGUGCACUUUUAUUCUGAUUUUCUAGAAGCCGAGGACAUUGUCUACUACAUCCUGCGGGAGCUGCAGUCUGUCGAACUCCAACACCAACUACAGAAAGGUCAAGUCAUGGGAGAGGAAAAACUGGAUACUUACGAAAUAAAAAGUGCCAUUAGAUCAGGAAAACAGAAGUUGCUUAUUGAAAUUACUGAAAAAAUUGAAGGAAUGAAUAAUUCCGACAAGAUUUCAAAAAUCAAGAAAACUAUUGAACAAAUGAAAGAAGGCCAGCUGCAGCUCAACCAAAUGAAUGAAUACCAGCUGGGCCUGCUGGAGUCUGUUAAAGAUGAACCCUUAGGCGUACUCCUCCAAGCCUUGUGGCAGCUCAAUCCCAUGGAAGCUAAUGGUGCGCCUGCUACCAAGCAAAGCCAAGAAAAUAAGAAAGCCACACGUUCAGAAAAGAAGGAACCCACACGUUCAGAGAGGAAGAAGGCCACACAUACACACGAUGAUAUCAUCAAGGAAACAGCCAAGAAGCUUAAAGGUCAUAUGGAAAAAGAUGCAGAUGAAAAAUCGAGGCCUAAAGAGCACAUGGAAGAAGAUGACAAACUAAGGCCUAAAGAGCAUAUGGAAGAAGAGGAAAAACUGAAGCCUGAAGAGGACAUGGAAGAACAAGCAUCCCCAAAGCAAAUUCGUCUCGAGGAAGGCCAUUAUGCAGACAUUCUACUGGAGGUGUUCCCUCGGCCGGUGAACCGGGAGCAAGACUCAAAGCAAGCCACCCCAACAGGCACUAGUAUAUUGGUUGAGGAGCCAUUCAAAGAAAUAAUCCGCAAAAUAAUGCAGGAGGUGCAGGAAGACAACUCCAUCAGCAAACUAGAUAUAUCUGAUGGUAAACAAAGCCAGGAUUGUAUCCCGGAUUUUCUUAUUGAAGAAACCAUACAGAAGAUCGAAGAAAUCCAUUGGAAGAUUGAACAGCAGCUUUUGGUUAUCAAAGGGAUCAUGGAUAGAUUCAGUAACUUUUUGGAGAGACACCAUCAGAUCCUGGUUAUACUCAAACUAGAUAAUGACUGGGUAUUCGGACGGGAGGAGACA